GACGACCGACGGCGCAUCCCCCCCUCCCCCGCCGAGGGCAGCGCGGACCCCGCGGCCGCUCCACCUCCCGUGACCGCCUGCGUCCCGGCCGGGCUGCUGCGCGGGGCCGUGCGCGCCCGGGGGAGCGAUGCAAGUCUCCAUAGCCUGCACAGAGCACAACCUCAAGAGCCGGAAUGGGGAGGACCGACUUCUGAGCAAGCAGAGCUCCGCCGCCCCCAAUGUGGUGAACGCCGCGCGGGCCAAGUUCCGCACGGUCGCGAUCAUCGCGCGCAGCCUGGGCACCUUCACCCCCCAGCAUCACAUUUCUCUCAAGGAGUCCACCGCGAAGCAGACUGGCAUGAAAUAUAGAAAUCUUGGAAAAUCAGGACUCAGAGUUUCUUGUUUGGGUCUUGGAACAUGGGUGACAUUUGGAGGUCAAAUUUCAGAUGAGGUUGCUGAACGGCUGAUGACAAUUGCCUACGAAAGUGGAGUGAAUCUCUUUGACACUGCUGAAGUCUAUGCUGCUGGAAAGGCUGAAGUGAUUCUGGGGAGCAUCAUCAAGAAGAAAGGCUGGAGGAGGUCCAGCCUGGUCAUAACAACCAAACUCUACUGGGGUGGAAAAGCUGAAACGGAAAGAGGGUUGUCAAGAAAACAUAUUAUUGAAGGAUUGAAGGGCUCCCUCCAGAGGCUGCAGCUGGAGUAUGUGGAUGUUGUCUUUGCAAAUCGACCAGACAGCAACACCCCUAUGGAAGAAAUUGUUCGAGCCAUGACACAUGUGAUAAACCAAGGAAUGGCCAUGUAUUGGGGGACCUCGCGGUGGAGCGCCAUGGAGAUCAUGGAAGCCUAUUCUGUAGCAAGGCAGUUCAAUAUGAUCCCACCGGUCUGUGAACAAGCUGAGUACCAUCUUUUUCAGAGAGAGAAAGUGGAGGUUCAGUUACCAGAGCUCUACCAUAAAAUAGGAGUUGGAGCAAUGACAUGGUCUCCACUUGCCUGUGGAAUCAUCUCAGGAAAAUAUGGAAAUGGAGUGCCUGAAAGUUCUAGAGCUUCGCUGAAGUGCUAUCAGUGGCUGAAGGAAAGAAUUGUAAGUGAAGAGGGCCGAAAACAGCAAAACAAGCUUAAAGACCUUGCCCCGAUUGCUGAGCGUCUGGGAUGCACACUACCUCAGCUGGCUGUUGCGUGGUGCCUGAGGAACGAAGGCGUGAGCUCCGUGCUCCUGGGCUCCUCCACCCCCGAGCAGCUCGUCGAGAACCUCGGCGCCAUCCAGGCAAGUACCGCAGCCCUCGGCCGCCCGCUCCGGCAGCCCCCGCGGGUUGCGGCCUUCCCAAAGCUCUUCCCAGGGCGGUGUGGCCCCGGCGUCCCCUCCCCGCACGAAGCGGCUCGUGGCGCACAGCCCUCCCCGGGGGCUCCCGCCGCAGACCCCGCCAACCGGGGCAGCCCUCGGGGUCGCCCGGGGCACUGCCUGCCGCCCCGGGGGCUCCCCGAGCUCGCACCGCGGUGUCCCGUGUCCGCCGUGUCCCCCAGGCGACGUCGGAGAGCUGUGCAGGGAAUGUCCCCACAUGCUACGCGUCCCAGAGGAAACGGGCUCAGAAUUGUUCGGGGCCUCCGGGAUCACAUCCUCCGUCUCAGCAGCCGGUUCAGAACCAGCCAUCCCAGUCCUCCCCGCGGGUGGGAACGGGGGGGGCGGGGGGGGGGGCAGUGGCUGCCGUGACCUCCCCGCCCGCGCCCUGCUCCGGCCGCGGCCACAGCUGCCCAAGUAGGUGCAGCAGGUGCGCUGGGGACGCGGGGUCUCCCCGGCCACGUGCCCCGGCGGCCGCGGUGCAGGAGGGUGACAACAGGCCCAACAGUGAGGACUGCGCCGCCUCACAGAGCGUUCUGGACCGACGGCUGCUUAAAAGUCCGGGUCUUGCGACGCUGUAUGUACGUUUUUCAUGUUUUAUUCAAGUAGUUGUACGGCUGCUUCGUUUGAUGCCUAACUCGGAAAUUCACUUGGGCGUCCUGAAGGAAGAGUUUUCCCUCCUCGCGGGCCGACCCGACCCGCAGCUCCACUUGGUCGACGUGGGCCCGUGUGGGCCCGUGUGGGGCCCGGGGUGGCGGCCUCACGUCGGCGUCAGCUCCCCGAGGCCCCGCAGCCGGGGGCACGUCCCCCCUUCGGUGCGGAGAGGAAGGCGGUAGGCACGGGGCGCCUCGGGGCCUCGGGGCUCCGGGGGGCAGCCCUGCCGCGGACUCGGGUCCCCCGGCGUCACCCGGGCCUCCCGCCUCGACGACCGCAGCGGGGGCGGGGGGGGGGGGCGGAACCGCGGCCUGACGGGGCCAGUCCAGCCGCGAACAAGCCAGCCGUCCCGUCCAGGGCUGCAGCCUGUGCCCUUGAUCCCCGCGCUCCCUCCGGCCGGGCGCCGCCGCGCUCCGCCUGCACCAGGGUCUCUGAGGCCGCUGCCCCUUUCCACCUCCUCCAGCUCAGCCCCGGGCUACCUCGGGGUGUCUGACGGGGUCACGCCCAGCCCACAAGUCCCGGGCAGCGGCCCCGGCGGCCGUCCGUGCUGUCACCCCCACUGCCCCUCCCCGGCUUGUGGCCACGGGCGCAGCGGCCCCCACCCGGGCCUCUCACGGGAACUGGCCUCUGGGCGCGGAGCAGCUGGUCAGGAGGGAGACGCCGCGGGGGGGGGGGGGGCGUACUGGCUCUGAAGGCUUCGCAUUUAAACAGACGCAGCGCAUCUUAGUUUUCUGUAAGGACACGUUGGAAGGUGCUGGACGAAGUGGAGGACGCUUUGUCUUAGAGACUUUAUCCAUGAGAGAGAGAGAGGCGGAGACCCAGGCAGAGGGAGGAGCAGGCUCCACGCAGGGAGCCCGACGCGGGACUCGAUCCGUCCCGGGACUCCAGGAUCACGCCCUGGGCUGAGGGCGGCGCUAGACCGCUGAGCCCCCCCGGGCUGCCCUAAAAUGGAGGCUUUAAAGACACUGAUUUCCUGUUUCUCUCCCCUGUGAUGUGGCCAUUAGAACAUCUGAAAUCCCGGGGCUCCUAUUCCCGGGAGCCCGCACUUACGUUCCGCCUUUACGCGGCUGCGCAAUACUUAGAAGCAGCAACCGUGAGCCAGGCCCGGCCCUCUCCUCGCAGGCGCGCAGUGGAGAAAACCAGGUCCCUGAGCUCAAGGAGCUCGCGGGCGGGAGGGGGCUUCCCUGGAGCUGCGGUGCACAGGUCCGGUGCACAGGUCCGGACGGCUUCGCUCCCGCCUAAGCACAAGGAACAGACGAUCAGGUACUGACCUUUCCCUCUGUCCUUCUCCUGCUCUCAGGUUCUCCCAAAGAUGACAUCACACGUGGUAAAUGAAAUCGAUAACAUAUUGCGAAACAAGCCCUACGGCAAAAAGGACUACCGAUCCUAAGUGCAUGAGUCGGGGGACCUGCAUGGGUAACCGCGGUCUGUCCGUACAGAACGGCGUCACUAGCCGGCCUUGAGUCACUUAGCAGCCUGCUGCUCAACCUCUAGUAUUCCCGGAUCCUGAGGUACCUGCUGUCGCUACCACUGUGCACCCGAGUUACGAGCACAUCUGAAAACUCACAACCAAGAAAAUCCAUUCUAUUUUCUUAUCUUGGACUGGAGUCACCUAGUGCUGCACCUCAUGCUUACGCCACAGAGUAUGUAUGCGGGGGGGAGGCCUGUCACCUUCAGGCACUUAGUAACUUGAAGGCUGUACAGCUAUAUUUUUUCAGAUGCAUAAAACCCGCAGAUGCAACGUGGGUUGCAUCAGAAAAGAAAGAGUAGGCUACGUUCACUCAGAAGUCUUACUUGGGAGAAUAAGCAGAAACAACUUCACAUUUUUUUUUCCUAUUUCUGCAGUAAAGAGCUGUUUCCCUUGUCCUUCAACAAAAAUAAAAUUCCAAGGUAUGCUUUCAUUACCUUUUAAGAAUAUUCACUGUUGUUUGGCCCGAAGAAUGCCCUGUAUUGUGAUUUACCCGAAGUAUGUAUUAGGAUCCUAUUAGCAUCAUGUCCAUUCACACGUAAAGGUGGUGAAAGGAUGGUGGAAGGACGAACAGCACGUCUUUACCUUGACACAUUAUGCCUAAUUUAGAAAAGGGAGGAUUACACUGCUAUGGAAGCUUAGCCUUGAACAAAAUGUAAUAUAUCUGCAGUUGAAGUGUUCACUUUUGACUACAUUUUAUUAAAACCUGCUUUAUACUUUGGACUGCCUGUAGGCACAGCUUCUGCAAGUUUAAAUAUUUGAGCUUUAAAAAUAAAUAGACACAUGCUCAGUUUUGUAAGUAAACCUGUAAAAUACCCACAAAGGCAAAUGUUUGCUGUUUAAUUAGCACUGGGACUUUAUAAUAAUAGAAAACUGGUUUUUGAGGAGUUAACAUGAAAGGGAAUCACGGACUUCGUGAAAAAUGCUGUCACUGCUCAGCAUAUGCUGGGUGAAUGAACCUGCCUAGUAAAAAGCAAAUGUUAGAAAAUUUCCUGAUUCUAUAACCACAUUAUAUUGCACUAAACUAAUGCAUGAAAGUUCUCUGCAUGGAUGGGAGGGGCCUAGCCUCCUUGCACACAGAAGCUGAGGGCUAACUCGUUACCUACCCUCAUGAAUAUUCCACUUGAAAAAAACCUGAGAAUAUCUUGUGUGUACCUGUAAGGAGGGAAAACUCCGGGGGGAGGGGGGUCCUAUGUCUCUAUUUGGAUACCUGAGCAUGUACAAGAUUCCGAUUUUCUGGUUAGCAGUACCCCAUAGAGAAGCCACUCUGAGAUGUGAAGAAUAGACUAUCAGCUUAAAAUGCUACUGUCACCAUUUCCAAAUACGUACUUCAUGACUAAAUUCUAAAUCUUAAAGUGUUAGUGUGAAACACCAAUAAAUUUUUUUUCUGUUACUACUACCUGUAUUUUAAUAAGAAAACAGUUUGGUUUUUUUUGCCCAGUAGUAUCAGAUUAAUGAUGGAUCAUCCUUCAGUUGUUCAUUGUGUGUUAAACCAGUGAACCGCUGUCUGCAUAAAUGAGCUCAAGUUGUCUAAUUGGAACUGCAAUUUAACUUAUUUGCUUAGAGUAAUAAAAGCAUUUUGUGCAUUUAAUCUGAGUUAUCUGAUCUUUCAUUAUAAAGGAAUAUAUGCAUAUACCUCCAUGAAAUAGGAAGAAUCAUUUGAAUAAAAAUUAUUUUGGCAAGUAAGCAGCACUGAAUGAAACCUAUCAAAAGAUUUCAGUGACCAAACUUUUUUCUCCUCUUAUUAAUGAAGAAGAUUAUUAACUGCUAAAGAUAUCCUCUCGCACUGGGUUUUAAAAAUACACUACACUGAGGCCAAAGGGUUUCAGAAACCUUUAAGAACACCUGCAGAUUAAGGCCAAAUGACAAACAUCAUUGCUUACCCGUGGGAACAACUUUUUUUUUUUUUAGCAGACAAAUCAUCUGCCAUAGUAAACAUACUAGAUUAGAAACAUCAGUUACAUCCUUAAGAAAAGUUUCCACCUACUCCCAUUUUCUUUGCUGGAAAGAAUUUCUUAGCAGGGAGCAUACCCUUCCGAAGGGUAACCGCGGGAGCAGCCAUCCACAUAGACAUCUUAGACGCUAGCUUCAUCCUCAUCAAUAGUGUCCCAUCUGUCAUCAGGUGUCAGAGCUUCACCUUCGCCAGCUUUGGGGCCACCACUCCUUGGCAAAGGGGAAACCAGGCCUAAACCCCAAGUUUUCAGUGUUCUAGUCCAGUGCUUUUUUUAAGGAUGAAUUUUAUGAAUUCUGGAGGUAAUUUUUUUUUUUUUUACAGUAAGAAAGCUGGGGAAAGAAUCCAAAUUCAGAAUCAGUUAAGAGGCAAAGGCCAGAAAGCAGAUGCCACGAGAACUCAUGAAAGCCCAUGAGAAGUUAGUCUCUAAAUGCAUCCAUCAAAAUCUAAACCAACCACUCAGAAACCCUCCUAAUCUUCAGUUAAUUAUCCUACCUGGGAGUCCAAAGAGGUGGGAGAUAAUCCCCCAGAGCCCAAACAGUGUCUAUGUCUCCUUUACGUCUCCAGAAGCAGCAGGGACCAGCGCACACACGGAAAGCCCAGAACGCGGGUGGCAGGACAACGCGGCAGGCAGAGGGUGGCGGAAGCCGGACACGCUGC
Messenger RNA from Nyctereutes procyonoides (raccoon dog), 6048 nucleotides. It is a transcript of the gene KCNAB1, whose product is annotated as potassium voltage-gated channel subfamily A regulatory beta subunit 1. Gene Ontology annotation, molecular function: voltage-gated potassium channel activity; potassium channel regulator activity; transmembrane transporter binding. Gene Ontology annotation, cellular component: cytoplasm; juxtaparanode region of axon; membrane. Bases 128 to 1687 code for a protein of 519 amino acids. The transcript is spliced from 13 exons. Gene Ontology annotation, biological process: negative regulation of delayed rectifier potassium channel activity; transmembrane transport; potassium ion transport. The record is from RefSeq and is a predicted model, not a curated record. Lineage: Eukaryota; Metazoa; Chordata; Mammalia; Carnivora; Canidae.